AUGCACGGCACCCAAGGCGCUGCAACCCGGAACCCUGCGGCACCAGCGCCUCUGCUUCCCCUGAGCUGCACGGACUCUGGGCGACGAGGCACAGCAGGCCCGGCAGCACAUCAGCUUUCCCCAAAAGCUCGCCUUCUCUCCACUCUCGGCCAAGAAACGGCCCCGGCUUCGUGUCGACAAGCUUGCUUCGCUCGCUAA
Purpureocillium lilacinum is the source of this 198-nucleotide messenger RNA. The record is from RefSeq and is a predicted model, not a curated record. NCBI's taxonomy places the organism in Eukaryota, Fungi, Ascomycota, Sordariomycetes, Hypocreales, Ophiocordycipitaceae.